UUCACACAUAUCAUCUCUUUUCUCUUUUUCUGGUUUUCUCUUUCUUCUUCCUCAAAUCCCUAGCCCCUUUCUCGUGUAUAAAUACUCAACCAGAAGAGUUCUAUCACAGAACAAAAAGCUAGAGAGAGAAACUAGAGCGAGAAAACCACUGAAACCCUCCCUCGCCAUUUUCCCUUACCUCUCGAUCUGCGCCUGGGAAUCUCUUACAGGAAUUGUUGAUCUGUUCGGUUGCAGAUCUUCCGGGCGGGUUUUGCUUCAGCACCGUCGUCAUGUCUUCGCUGAGCAGAGAGUUGGUUUUUCUUAUACUUCAGUUUCUCGAUGAAGAGAAAUUUAAGGAGUCUGUUCACAAGUUGGAGCAGGAAUCAGGUUUUUUCUUUAACAUGAGGCAUUUCGAGGAUAUGGUAACGAAUGGGGAGUGGGAUGAGGUGGAAAAGUACUUGUCUGGUUUUACCAAGGUGGAUGACAAUAGAUACUCCAUGAAGAUCUUCUUUGAGAUUAGGAAGCAGAAGUAUCUAGAAGCGUUAGACAAGCAAGAUCGAGCGAAAGCGGUGGAAAUUUUAGUGAAGGACUUGAAAGUAUUUGCAGCAUUUAAUGAAGAGCUUUUUAAGGAGAUCACUCAAUUGUUGACUUUGGAUAACUUUAGACAUAAUGAACAGCUAUCUAAGUAUGGGGAUACAAAAUCUGCUCGAGGAAUAAUGCUGGCUGAACUGAAGAAACUAAUUGAAGCUAACCCUCUUUUCCGCGACAAGCUUCAGUUUCCUUCCUUGAAGAACUCCAGAUUGCGGACUCUAAUUAAUCAGAGCUUAAACUGGCAGCAUCAGCUUUGUAAGAACCCGAGGCCUAACCCUGACAUAAAGACCCUUUUUGUAGACCAUAGUUGCGGGCAACCAAAUGGUGCACGAGCCCCAUCCCCUGUUACUAAUCCCUUAAUGAGUGGUGUCCCAAAGGCUGGAGGUUUCCCACCACUUAGUGCUCAUGGUCCAUUUCAGCCCACACCAGCUGCUCUUCCAACAUCGCUUGCUGGUUGGAUGGCCAAUCCAUCUCCUGUUCCACACCCUUCAGCUUCCGCAGGACCUAUAGGUUUGGCCUCAGCUAAUAAUGCAGCAUCACUUCUAAAGCGCCCCAGAACACCUCCGACCAAUAACCCAGCUAUGGACUAUCAAACUGCAGAUUCAGAUCAUGUAUUGAAGAGAACAAGACCUUUUGGCAUAUCUGAUGAACAGGUCAAUAAUCUACCUGUUAAUUUGCUUCCUGUUGCGUACUCUGGCCAAAGCCAUGGUCAAAGUUCCUAUUCCUCUGAUGACUUGCCCAAGACUGUUGUGAUGACUCUCAGCCAAGGUUCUCUUGUUAAAAGUAUGGAUUUCCACCCACUUCAGCAAAUUCUACUUCUUGUUGGAACGAACAUGGGUGAUGUCAUGGUAUGGGAUAUAGGUAGUCGUGACAGGAUUGCUCAUAGAAAUUUCAAGGUUUGGGAACUUGGAUCGUGCUCAGUGGCUCUACAGGCAUCUCUCUCCAAUGAUUACUCAGCAUCAAUCAAUCGUGUAGUGUGGAGUCCUGAUGGAACACUUUGCAGUGUUGCUUAUUCUAAACAUAUUGUGCACAUAUAUUCCUAUCAUGGUGGGGAUGAUCUGAGAAACCACCUAGAGAUUGAGGCUCAUUCUGGGAGUGUCAAUGAUCUUGCUUUUUCUUAUCCGAACAAACAGCUUUGUGUUGUAACAUGUGGAGAAGAUCGAGUAAUCAAGGUAUGGGAUGCAGUUACUGGUGCAAAGCAGUAUACUUUUGAGGGUCAUGAAGCACCUGUAUAUUCUGUUUGCCCUCAUCACAAAGAAAAUAUUCAGUUCAUCUUCUCAACUGCAGCUGAUGGAAAAAUAAAGGCAUGGUUGUAUGAUAACAUGGGUUCUAGGGUUGACUAUGAUGCACCUGGACAUUCAUCUACGACAAUGGCAUAUAGCGCUGAUGGAACAAGAUUGUUCUCGUGUGGCUCAAAUAAAGAAGGGGAGUCAUUUCUAGUAGAAUGGAAUGAAAGUGAAGGAGCUGUGAAGCGUACAUAUCAUGGUCUUGGGAAGAGAUCUGCAGGUGUUGUACAAUUUGAUACCACCAAGAAUCGAUUCUUAGCUGCUGGUGAUGAGUUUAUGAUCAAAUUCUGGGACAUGGAUAAUACAAACUUGUUGACAAGUGCUGAUGCAGAUGGCGGAUUACAGGCUUCUCCCUGUAUUAGAUUCAACAAGGAAGGAAUACUGUUGGCUGUCUCCACAAAUGACAAUGGAGUUAAAAUUUUAGCAAACCCAGAAGGAAUUAGGCUUCUCCGGACAGUGGAGAGUCGUACAUUUGAUGCUUCCAGAGCUGCUUCUGCAGCUGUUGUGAAGGCACCUACUAUUGGCGCUUUUCCUUCCACCAAUGUAACUGUUGGAACAAGCCUUGCUGAUAGAGCUCCUCCAGUAGCAGCCAUGGUUGGGAUAAAUAACGAUACUCGAACUUUAGCUGAUGUCAAACCCAGAAUUGUUGAUGAAGCUGUGGAUAAAUCUAGGAUAUGGAAGCUAACAGAAAUUAACGAACCAUCACAAUGCCGUUCCCUCAAACUGCCUGAUAGUAUAACUGUAUCACCAAUGAGGGUUUCUAGGUUAAUUUAUACAAAUCAAGGGGGUGCUAUUUUGGCUUUGGCAGCAAAUGCUGUUCACAAGCUUUGGAAAUGGCAGAGAAAUGGUAACACUGCAGGGAAGGCCACUGCAAGUCUUCAACCACAACUGUGGCAACCAUCUAGUGGAAUAUUGAUGACUAAUGAUAUAGGUGAUACUAACCCAGAGGAUGCCGUGUCAUGUUUUGCACUGUCCAAGAAUGAUUCGUAUGUCAUGUCUGCUUCUGGGGGAAAAAUCUCCCUAUUCAAUAUGAUGACAUUCAAGACAAUGACAACUUUCAUGCCACCACCACCAGCUGCUACAUUUCUUGCAUUUCAUCCUCAAGACAACAAUAUUAUUGCUAUUGGCAUGGAGGACUCUACCAUUCAAAUUUAUAAUGUUCGAGUGGAUGAGGUCAAAACCAAGAUAAAAGGUCAUCAGAAGAGAAUUACAGGUCUUGCUUUUUCUCAUGCUCUAAAUGUGCUCGUAUCAUCUGGAGCUGACUCUCAGUUGUGUGUUUGGAGCACUGAUGGAUGGGAGAAGCAAACAAGUAAAUUCCUGCAAAUGCAAAAUGGACGAGCACCAGCACCUCUUGCAGACACUCGUGUCCAGUUUCAUCUAGACCAGACACAUUUACUGGCUGUUCAUGAGACUCAGAUAGCUAUAUAUGAGGCACCAAAGUUGGAAUGCCUAAAGCAGUGGUUCCCUCGGGAAGCUAGUGGUCCAAUCACACAUGCUACAUAUUCAUGCGACAGUCAAUCAAUAUAUGUAAGCUUUGAAGAUGGAAGUAUUGGUGUUCUUACCGCCUCAACGCUUCGAUUAAGAUGUAGAAUACAUCAAACUGCUUAUCUCAAUCCCCACCCAAGCUUGAGACUGCAUCCUCUUGUAAUUGCUGCACAUCCCUCCGAACCCAAUCAAUUUGCAUUAGGACUUACUGAUGGUGGAGUCCAUAUACUUGAACCACUAGAGUCAGAAGGGAGAUGGGGUUCUCCACCUCCAACUGAGAACGGCGCUGGUCCUAGCACUCCUUCAGGUGCCACUGGUUCAGAGCAACCCCAAAGGUGACGGUGCAUUAUGUAGUACUUUCUGUCAGGACCUUUGAGAUGUGUACUUCGGUUGCAUGUGAUCCCGCCCCCUGGUGCCUCCAUUCUGUUUGCAAGGGGAAGCUGCGGAACUUAGGUGUUUAUAGGUUAGGAUAAAUCAAUUGAACCAAUCAUCUUGUAAGUGGCUUCCUAACCAAUUUCUGAUCCAUGGGAUUGGCUGAUUAUGUUUAUUCAUUUAGGAACUUCACCAAAGUUUAUAGUUUAAGUUCGGCUGGGGCGUUGAAGAGUGGAGGGAUUGUUAUUAUUAAUUUUUUCUUUUCCAUUUGGUGGGGCCUGCCUUUAUUUGUGUAGGUUUUUUUAUUUGAAGAGUAGGUUUCUUUUCUAGUCGUUAUAGUUUGUUUUUCUUCUGCUAAAAUGAGAUACUUAGAAAUUCAGCAAGGAUUCUCUUAUCAAAUGGAUUUGUUAGAUGUUUCGCAGGCAUUGAGACUUGCAUAAAUGGAUCUGUUUGAUCUGCUUUUGGUUUUUA
This is a messenger RNA of Lotus japonicus, 4184 nucleotides long. Its product is annotated as topless-related protein 4-like. The record is from RefSeq and is a predicted model, not a curated record. NCBI's taxonomy places the organism in Eukaryota, Viridiplantae, Streptophyta, Magnoliopsida, Fabales, Fabaceae. Gene Ontology annotation, molecular function: protein binding. Gene Ontology annotation, biological process: regulation of DNA-templated transcription. Bases 270 to 3680 code for a protein of 1136 amino acids. The transcript has 26 exons.